CUGAGAUUGGCGAGCGAAUCUUUGCUCUUCUGAGAAAGCAGUGCUCAUUCGUUUAUUCUAACAAAGAAAACGCCAGUCUUAGAGAGCUCAACGAGACACUUGCAUCUAGCACCAUAGGGAGAAUAUCCUAUGUACACCUUCUUGUUGUCCUUUCCACUAAUCCUUCCGAAUGCGUGCUUAGAGCAGUUCUACAGCAGCCUGUUGAAGACGCGUCCACAGCAAAAGUGUCCUCGGAAUCAAGUAAGGAUCAGUCCUAUCUACACUUAAUCACAUCAGUCAUCGCCUGCUUGGUGUGAGAAGCGUCAUUAUCCAAGCGUCAUAAAGAACAAGAACAUGGUAAAGGUCAAUCAGUGUUUCUGAAAUGGCAUUACCUUGACUCCUCACCACCCGUAGUAUUAUAAAAAGCCACAGCCAUGAGUUGAGAAUCAUCCGUGUGGUGAAAAAAGUGCAUCUGCAGGGAGCCACGUUUUCAGGUGGAAAGGAAACUUAGGACCGAGAAGUUAACAUGUUUGCUCAGCUUGCAUUGAUUACAGCGGCAGCUUUCCUUGCCUCUGUAAUACAUGGCGACAACGACGCGGUCUAUAAAAAGGAGAUGUGCCAAACACCUAACUUUACUAACUGGAAAGACUGCAAUGGCACCGACACUGGCUACUACUUCAACCACACAAAAGGACUUUGUCUUAAACUUACAGACACUGGUUGCGUAAACCAAACGCUGUAUUCUUCGCGCAAGGCCUGCGCCACAGGGUGCAACUCAACGGAAGGAGCACGACAUUGUGCACGGGGCCCGACAAGCCCUUGUAACAGCACAAGUGAGAAAGGCAGAAGAAGAUAUUUUUACAACAUCACGACCAACGCGUGCAGUCCAUACCAGAGAUGCCAAAAUGUUCACCCUUCAGACGGGGAAAAUUCUUUCUAUACAAUAAGAUCCUGCAAGAAUGAAUGCCAGGGAUUUACUGUAGAAGAUAUUAAGCGGGAGUAACCGGAGCUGCAACAACGAAUAGCAGCUAUCUUCAAAGCGAUAAAUGAUUUUCAUGAAGCUGCUUGACAAUUGAUGUCGACAGAUAAGUUGCAAUAAAGGUGUAGAUUGAA
This is a messenger RNA of Dermacentor andersoni, 1092 nucleotides long. The record is from RefSeq and is a predicted model, not a curated record. NCBI's taxonomy places the organism in Eukaryota, Metazoa, Arthropoda, Arachnida, Ixodida, Ixodidae.